Cydia amplana is the source of this 636-nucleotide messenger RNA. RefSeq lists its product as uncharacterized. The record is from RefSeq and is a predicted model, not a curated record. The coding region runs from base 121 to 621 and encodes 166 amino acids. NCBI's taxonomy places the organism in Eukaryota, Metazoa, Arthropoda, Insecta, Lepidoptera, Tortricidae. The transcript is spliced from 2 exons.
ACAAUAUUUUAUUUGUUGACAGUUGAAUUAGACUCCAAUUUAGAACUGGAAGUACUUGCCCAAUACGAAGAACAUUUAGUGGAACAACUAGAAGAAGUGGAACCAGAAGAAAUAGUAGAAAUGGAUGAAGAGGGCGAAGAUGUCGCUCUAUUCGUGCAAUCUCGCAAAGGGCACACGAUACUUCAAUAUGGCGGCCAUAGAUACAGAAAGGCGUAUAGGUCCAAACAUGGCAUUAGAUGGAACUGUUCCAUAGACAAAGGAUGCCCGGCGUUCCUGUAUCUGAAUGACAAUGAUGAAAUCAUCAUGUCCAACAAGAUUCACCGGCACAGUCUCCCGUUCAAUGAGAAUAUUGACACGGAUCAAACUGACACUGCAGUCGUCAUCACAUCUCGUAAAGGCAAGGAGAUGCUACUCUUCCGCCAAUACACCUACCGUCGGCAAUACACCAAACCCAACAGGACACGAUGGGUCUGUUCCACGCUCAAGAACUGCAGGGCUUGUGUCUUCACAGAUGACGAUAACUUCAUCACUUCAGCGUUUGAAGAGCACUGCCAUAAUCCCCCUAAAUAUUACCUUAAACCGGAUCAUGUUCUGGGAGCUAUUAGGGAACUCCCUUGUUGAUAGUUAGAUUAGUAG